Messenger RNA from Sodiomyces alkalinus F11, 1603 nucleotides. RefSeq names its product pectate lyase B. The record is from RefSeq and is a predicted model, not a curated record. NCBI's taxonomy places the organism in Eukaryota, Fungi, Ascomycota, Sordariomycetes, Glomerellales, Plectosphaerellaceae. Gene Ontology annotation, molecular function: pectate lyase activity. The transcript has 2 exons. The coding region runs from base 417 to 1355 and encodes 312 amino acids.
GCACGUAGUCGAUCUCUAGAAAGAUGGGAGAGCUCCAUCCGAGAGUUCAAGGGCCGACAAAGAGUGGGAUUGAAUUCAUUUCACUGGUGGACAAUUGCCCCGGUUGUCGGUCUUGACAGAACUCAAUGGAUACAACAGUGGAAAAGUGAUGGAUAUCAUCCGAAGCUCUCAGCUGGUUUGCAAAAAGACGACAAGAUCAUGACGCGAACCGAUCCUGGCCGAAGAUAACCUGGUCAAAAUCCUAUAUAAGGACGCGCUCUCUGCCUUCCUAGCGAGUUACUCGUUUUCGAUUUUCCAGAAGCCUUGUCCAACAUCAGAUCAAGAUUUCGACAAUCAUCUCGAUCUCAUUCGAAUCGACUUUACCAGGACGCUCCUCCAUUCCACCCACGUCGAACUCCUGUUUCUCCCAAAUCAUAAUGGCCCGCAAGAGCGUUCUAGUCCUCCUCGCUGCCGUCAGCGCAGCCUACGCUCAAUGCAGCAACGCCCAGGUAGAUGAGCUCGUGGGUUACGGCGCCGACACGACCGGCGGAAGCGGCCAACCGGUGGUCGUCAGCGACUGUGGGGCGCUCGGGGAUGCCCUGUCGUCGGGUGGCGUAGUUCACAUCGACGGCAUCAUCAAUGGGUGCGGCAUCCUGCGAGUUCCGAGCGACACGACCGUCCAGGGCGUCGACGCGGGCUCUGGUCUCACUGGCGGCGGUUUCCGGCUGUACAAUGUCGAUAAUGUCAUCCUCCGCAAUCUGCAGCUCAGCCAGGCCCCUGAGGGCGGCGACCUGAUCGAUAUCGAGACGUCGACGAACGUCUGGGUUGACCACUGCGACCUGUUCAACGACGGCAUCGUCGGCGACAAGGAUCAUUAUGAUGGUCUGCUUGAUAUCAAGCGUGCUUCCGACUGGAUCACCGUCUCCUGGACCAAGUUCCACGACCACUGGAAGGGCACUCUCAUCGGCCACUCCGGCAGCAACGGAGGCCAGGACGCCGGCACGAUGCACGUCACAUACCACCACAACAGCUUCAUCAACGUCAACUCGCGGCUCCCCUCGAUCCGGUUCGGCACGGGCCACAUCUACAGCUCGUGCUACCUCAACAACCCGACGUCGGGCAUCAACACGCGCGAGAACGCCCAGGUGCUCGUCGAGUCCAACUACUUCGAGAACACCCGGCGCGCCAUCGUCACUGACCUCGAUGCCAACGAUCAGGGUUAUGCCGUCGAGCGGGAUAACAUUUUCGUGGACUCCGAUAUUGAUAUCACCCAGGUGGGCAGCCUUAACGACGUGCCUUACUCGUACACCGUUGACCCGGCCGACUGUGUUUGCGGAGCCAUUGAGGCCAAUGGUGGCACUGGCGUCGUUGCUUAAGGGGUGUUGUGGAAGGGGACGUAACUUUUUGCUUUUCUUUUCUUCUUCUGUUUUGCCACGCCACUUCGGGUCUCCGUCUCUUGGAAGUAGUCCGGGGGAUAUGGCGGAUCGUAUCUUCUUGCACAUAUAUUGAUGGAUGAAAGGAUGCGGCAGUGGCCUCGUCGUUCUUAUUGUCGAAUGACAUGUAUUGUUUGAUCUUGACCAUAAGCUUUACGCUUUCCCUCUCUCCCAUAGAUUUGUUUCCCUCG